AGUACGCGACGAAGUUCUCGCAACUCUGGCAGAUUUCAGAAGGAAACAAGCACAUCUUCUGAAUCCUGAUGCUUGAAGAAAUUCACUGACAUAACCCCGGAUCACUGCGGAUGAAUUCUGGGCUCAGUUUGUGAGGAUUAUCUAAAAAAGAAAAUAUCGUUAUUUCAGAUCAUGUUUUGGAAGACCCGGUACUUGCUGUUGGUCGCCGCGCUUCAUCUUGCGAACAAGGUACGCGCUUUGCCCUACGCCCCUGAUGAUCAAGGACGAUGCUGGAAUAAUGGAACCUACCUCAACAAGGAGCAGAUGCUCUGCUGCAGUCUGUGUGCCCCAGGGUUUCACCUGAAGGAGAGGUGCACGCCAACCAAAGACACGGUCUGCGCAGAAUGCAGGAAGGGUGUCUAUUCGGAGAAUUGGAAUUACUUCCACCAGUGCUUCAAGUGCUCGUCCUGUAGGGAAGAUAAAGGCAUGGAGUUCGUGCAGAGCUGCACCACCUCAGCCGACGCCAAGUGUGCGUGUAAGGAGGGCAUGUUCUGCUCAUACAAACUCAACAACAAGUGCAGGGACUGUAGCCGAUUCACCACCUGCCCACCUGGUCAAGGAGUAUCCAUGCAAGGAACAGCUGACUCGGAUGUGAGGUGUUCACCCUGCACUGCAGGAACCUUCUCUGACAAAAAGUCAUAUACCGAGCCCUGCCGACCGCAUACCAACUGUGAAUUUCAAGGGAGGAACACUCUUCGGCCUGGCAACGCCACAUCCGACACAGUGUGUGGGCAAAUCGUGAGGCUUCCCUUCAUCACCACCACCACUACCACCACUACCCCCACCCCUACCCCCACAUCAAUCCCAUCCAAAGCCAUUGGCCGUGCUGUGGAGCCCGUACCCAACACCACGAACUCAGGCACAGUGACUUCCAAUGGAAACAGAAAGCCUGAGGACAAUACUCACUUGAUUGCUACGGUUUUGGGUUUUGGUGCUGGAGCGGUGCUUUUGAUAGUUCUCAUGAUCUGCAUCCACAUCUGCAUCCGAAACCAUAGAGGUGACACAAACAACAACAUUGAUAAGGAAGCCAACAAGACUUUGCAAGGCUCCUCGAUGUCCUGUCAGCGCAAUUCCUCCAGCAGCCGCCCGCCGGAGCAGCAGUGCCUCCUGGGAGAAAAGGACUCCAGCAGCACCUCCAUCUCCACCACAUCCAGCAAGACAGAGUCUAUGGUCUGCUGUCGUAGCGGCUACGGCGGACAGGAAGGGAGUGGGGGUGUAUACCAGAGGCAAGACAGCCCCCAGAUGAGCAGCCCCACCGUUACCGUUAAUAUCAACGCCACGAUAAACUGCCACCUGCCCACAGGCACCCGCUUCUGCUCAGUCCCCACCAGCCCCGCCACUGACUCCGCUCCCUCUGACUGUAACCUCCCCCUCUCCACGGAGGAGGAGCGCUCGGACUUGUUGAAGGUCGGGGAGGCGAAGGACGCCCGGCCGGCCGUGCAGGAGAGCGGAAAGGUGGUGUGCUGAGGGAGGAGAAAGACCCGGGGGUGGGGACCACACCGGUCCGGUGUCAGCGAAUCAGGAGGGGAGCCGCUUGUCCGAGAUCAAGCGCCGUUACUGAGCAGGGACCAACUCCCUGAAAAGGACAGCAAUGACUGGAUCACAUUGGUCCUGCCUGUUGCAGCAGUGAUUAUAUCUGGUGUACAGGUAUCGCCGUUGACUUUGGUUCCGCGGUCAGCCGAAGUUUGAAGCCGUCCUGGUGCAAGGAGGUGACCGGGUUCCUCAGGCAGAGCUCAGUGAUGUGUGCACCAGUUCAGCGUCUGUUCAUGGAACCUCUGCCGUGUCUGUGUGCCUCCAUCACUCCCCAUGGCUGUAGACAUGGGUGCCGGAACAGCGCCCUCUCCAGGCCUGGCUGAAUCUCAACCUUGACCCUUACAGACACCAACAAUCCCCUCUUUAGUGGGGAGCUACGUUUAUGCCUCAACUGACCACUAGUGGGCAGCACUGAUCCGGAAUGACUUACUUGGUUACAGGUUGUUUCUUGCACAUCUCCCAGACCGAAGUCCGUCCACCACCGCACCAGAAUUGGGCGCAGCUCAACUGAUUUUUGGAUGGGGACCAUGGUCUGGACUUUGAGGCGACUGAGGGGAUUACAGCCCCUGGCAGGGUAGGAUUCGGUGAAUGACACAGCAGAAAUCGCUCCUGGCUGGGUGAUCAUGCAGAGGGUAAAGCAUUGCAUGGUGGCAGCGGGGGUGACAUCGAUGACACCACUCAGCAGGAGUGAGGAGUGGCUGUUUGUUUUUUCCUCUCACAUCCCUGUGACCUCUACCACACACAUCUUCAAGUCGUCAUUCCGAGAGCCUCCCGCCAGCUGCUGCCCGUUCUGAUAAGCGGCUGCGUACUGUCUGUGUGAUGUUGUACUCGAGAAGUCAAGUCAGUCCAGGAAACCAUGACUGAGUGAAACCACGAAAAGGGCAUUUUUUUCUCAUGUCUGGAGGUAUUCCUCUGCUGACAGAUAAGAGCCAGAGUGCUUUCUGAGCAAGUACACGAACCUGUGACAAACCUUACCGACCAGUUUCUGAUACGUUGGACAAAGUUACUGCUAUCAACAUACUGUAUGGUUAUAUUUGUGCGGUCAUCAUAUGCUUCUGUGAACGUUGUCUGAAUGAGAUCUGAACGUCAUCUUUAGAGUGCACAUUUUUCUUUUGUCUUCUGUUUGGCGUGACUGUUUCUGACAGACAUCCACCCUGAUAUGCGGAGAGAACAGGCUUUUUUUUCUGUUGAAGGAAGUGUGACACACAUCUACAAGCCCAGUUGGUGGAAAAUGAUUCUGAGGUUUAGGUUUAGUCAUCAAUAACAAUAUGUGAGGAGAGCUGUUUUGUCUGCAGGCUUGUUGAAAGAAGUGUGAACAAUGACUAAUGUAAUCCUACAUCCAAGUCCUUCUGUAGCUUCAAAAUCUACCUCACAAGGUCUGUGCUGAA
Molecule: messenger RNA, 2960 nt
Organism: Megalops cyprinoides (Indo-Pacific tarpon)
Lineage: Eukaryota; Metazoa; Chordata; Actinopteri; Elopiformes; Megalopidae
Product: tumor necrosis factor receptor superfamily member 1B-like
Exons: 10
Coding region: 172-1506 (444 amino acids)
Biological process (GO): regulation of T cell proliferation; positive regulation of membrane protein ectodomain proteolysis; immune response
Cellular component (GO): membrane
Molecular function (GO): tumor necrosis factor receptor activity; tumor necrosis factor binding
Source: RefSeq, a predicted model, not a curated record